GCUUUUACAGAUUUUUAUUGGACUUGCAUAGAUGACUUUUAUCUGGAAUGUGUUCAUGAGUGUAUCGUGAGGCUUAACUUGUUCUAUUUUACGUCUAUGUGCAAGUCAUUGUAACGAUUUAGGCUUAGUUCCAGCUUAUAACUUACACGGUACGCUCGUUAUAAGAUAAUCAGAAAUGGAAUAUUUAAUUGGAAUAGCUUGCCAGGAUUUUGUUCUUGUUGCGGCUGAUACAACAAACGCAUCUGGCAUAGUUGUUGUACAGAAUGUUCAAGAUAAGAUGUACAAGUUGAGUGACCAGCUAGUGAUGGCAGCUAGUGGAGAAGCUGGAGAUACCGUUCAAUUUGCUGAGUUUAUAGAAAAAAAUAUUCAACUCUACAAAAUGAGGAAUGGGUACGAGCUUUCACCUAGUGGAGCGGCUAACUUCACCAGGAGGAACCUUGCCGAAUACCUUCGGAGUAGGACCCCAUAUCUGGUAAACCUUCUAUUGGCUGGAUAUGAUAAGCAUACUGGACCCGAGUUGUAUUUCAUGGAUUAUCUUGCUACAAUGGCUAAGGUGCCCUAUGCUGCCCAUGGCUAUGGAUCCUUCUUCACCUUGAGUAUAUUGGAUCGUUACUACAGACCAGGUAGUUCUUGUCUUAUUAAAGACGUCUAGUUUUUUUCUACAGGG
This is a messenger RNA of Limulus polyphemus (Atlantic horseshoe crab), 667 nucleotides long. RefSeq names its product proteasome subunit beta type-2-like. Gene Ontology annotation, cellular component: cytosol; proteasome core complex, beta-subunit complex; proteasome core complex. NCBI's taxonomy places the organism in Eukaryota, Metazoa, Arthropoda, Merostomata, Xiphosura, Limulidae. The coding region runs from base 176 to 652 and encodes 158 amino acids. The transcript has 4 exons. Gene Ontology annotation, biological process: proteasomal protein catabolic process. Gene Ontology annotation, molecular function: peptidase activity. The record is from RefSeq and is a predicted model, not a curated record.